Messenger RNA from Schistocerca gregaria, 16164 nucleotides. RefSeq lists its product as uncharacterized. The record is from RefSeq and is a predicted model, not a curated record. The transcript is spliced from 6 exons. Bases 202 to 1620 code for a protein of 472 amino acids. NCBI's taxonomy places the organism in Eukaryota, Metazoa, Arthropoda, Insecta, Orthoptera, Acrididae.
AUAAAGAUAAUUGCUCCUACAAUCUUCAAACAGUGUAAUUAAAAUCACAGAAUACUACCUUCACGUUAAUAGAGAAAUACUUCCGCCUUCGAGUCAAGUGGGCAGCUGCUAAUCCGUGCGGGGAUGUGAGUGGGCGUCCCCCGGCGUUGGUUGUGACGUAUUGAAGCCGAGGCGGGGCGUUGCCCACAACAUCGGGUCGAGAUGGGAGACCGCGAGGAGCGUCAGGACCUGCUCGUGCGAGACGGUUCGCACGAGUACGACGCCACCUCCGGCGCGGGGGCGGUCGGGCCCGGCGGCUACUGCAGCGACGACGACGAGUACGAUGCGGACGGGGGCGGUGUGACGCUGUCGCCGGCGAGGGAGGCGGCGGAGGUUGCGGCCCUCGCCUUGAUGCUCGCCCUUUCGUCGGCGGUUGCCGUCGUCUUGCUGCCGCUGUACUUGGACACCGUCGCCUCGGUGGGCGACGCCUACACCGCACUGCUGUUCACCACAAUAGGUUCAUCAGCAGUUCUGCUGCCAGUGGCGUGGGUGGCAGGGGGCGUACGUGUGGGCGGCUACGGCAGCGCCGGCAUCGCCGGCUACGCGCCACCGAGUGUGCGCUUCCGUCUGCGGCUGCAACCGCGGCGGCGCUGGCUGGUGCCCCUGAGGGACGGGUCACUGCUGGCCCUGUCGGGUUUCCUGACACUGAGUGCUCUGCAGGAGAAGCGGGUGCCGUGCCACGCCCAGGAUCCGCUCAAGGGGCUCAUCAUGGUCGUUGCUAUCGUACACUAUUUCUUCUUCUCACACAGGGUGGUGUGCCUGCGGCAACUGUUCCUGAGCACGGGGGCGGCGGUGGGGCUGUUUGUGGCGUGCGACUACGCACUGUGCGACGGGUACCGGUGCCGCGGCUGGGAGCGGGACGGCGGGCGGGAGCAGGACGAGGGCCCGCCGCUGGGGCGCGGGCUGCGCGCCGCCUGGCUCGUGGCGUACCUCGCGGGGCUCGCCGUCUGGACGCUGGUGGCGGGCGCCCUGUCGGAGGGCGGCGAGCGGCCGUCCGCGCCGGGCGCGGCACUCCUGCAUGCGGGCCGCCUGCACGCCACCGCACUGCCCCUCGCACUCUUCCUGUUCGUUCUGGAGCUCGUGCCGGGCAUCGCCGGGGCCGCUGUGCGCGCCGCGCCCUCGCUGUGGGGCGCGCAGUGGGCGGGGAUGGCGGCGCACUUCUCGCACGGCGGGGUGGCGGGCACGGCGUGGCCGUGGCUGGCCGCCUACUGCUCGGCGGCCGCCUGCUCGGCACUGCUGCUGCGCCGCCUGCGUGUCAGCUCGGUGCUGGUGCUCGGCGCCGCCUGUGGCGGGGUGCCGCUCGCCUCCCUGUGGUGGUCGCUGUUCCGCGUCCGCUACAACGGGAAGCCCCCUCUCGGCUUUGGGUUGGUGGAGUGGCACCCGAACCUGGCAACGGGGGAGGCGAUCUCGGCACUGCUGGGUCUGCCACUCGUGGCGGCCGCCACGGUGCUCGCCCUGCGCGCCCACCUCUCGGCCAGGAAGGGCACCGCCAGGGAGCCGGAUGCCUGCGGGGGCGGAGCCACCACCCGAGCCGCCGCCACGGGCACUGCCCGCCUCUGCAGUCCCGACUCCUCGUCGUAGGGGCCCUACGCAUUCCUCUCCUAGUGUAAAACCGUGAUCUCACCGUGUUAAGUCUCCUGCCCCCUCCCCCUUUCCUACCACGUUACAUUCCCACCCCGUGUGCUCCAAAAAACCUACACUUUUGUUUUGAUCUAGAAAGUUCUCAAAGACUUAAGUUGAGAUAAGAGACUACAUACGCCAUAAAAUAGAAAAUUGUGUGGUUUUUUUUUCAGACAUUGUUUUCCACAUAUCCUCUUUAUUUACUGCCACCUCAGUGUCAUAAGAAACAAUUAGGAUGAGACUUUUCCAACUAUCAUGGCACAGUUAAAACUGAGAACUUUCUUGAUCAAUGGUGUGUGUUUUCAUAUCAUAGCACUUUGCAUUGAUCCAUAUCUGACCAGUUUUCUUCAAUAUAAUGUUUUGAAAAUUUGAACUGAGUGCUUGGUGGUUGAAAAAUUAUCUGCAACCAGGGAUAUAUAUAUAUAUAUAUAUAUAUAUAUCUUAAUGCAAGUGGCCAUUUUGCAUGGUAAAGUAAUGAAAAAAGUAAAACCUGGUGAAAGGUGCGGAGCUUUUUUGGCUCCGUUACGCAGACUGAAUUUCUUUCUAGUAUUUCAGAUGUGAGUUUCUGCAGUACAAGUAAUGUCUGAAAUUGUCAUCCAUUAAUAGCUAUCUCCAGUAAUAGAUGCGUUCCUCCGAAAUUUGUUAGUCAUGCUCCAUCAUUAUAACACAGAAAAAUAUAUAUAACUGUAGGAUUUGUAACAAGAAGUUGUACAAUGGGACUGUUGCUGCUUAUACGGCUGUGUCACUGUGUGGUGAGAGAAAGGAAAAAUGUUGUUUGCUCACAAGGAUUAUAAAGUAUAAAAUCACUUAAAUGAUUCGUGAAAUGCCAUAGGUAAAAAGUUAGAAAAUCAAACAGAUCUUAUCAAUGCAGUUGCAGAAAAUAUACAGCUCUGUUACAUUGGCCAUCGUAUUCUUGGCAGGAGCAUGAUAAUGUACAAGGGUCUUACUGAAGUUAACAAGCAACUUAUUACAAAUAUUAAUAAAUAUAACAGUGUACAUAAUGUUGAUCUAAUGAAUUUUCUGCCUCAUGGAAUGCACAACGGAGAUCCAACAGUGUCUGGAUGUAGCUGGUAACAUUUAUAGUUGCUGAAAAUUGGCCAGAAUGUAACCCUCUGCAUCCAAAAGCUGCUACUCAUAAUUUCCCAGGCAGAGUAUCUGUUUGUGCUUUAGUUUUUGACUGCAGCAAUCAGAUGCUACCAUUCCAUAUUUCAAAAUCAUAAUUAUGAAAACAGCUUUCAUCACUUGUCACAGUUGUCAUCAAAACUCCUUACCCUCCAUUUUGUCAUCUUACAGCAUUAUGUCAUAAUUUUUGUUUAUUAUGUUUUAUCAUCUCCAAGUUUGUUGAACACCUCAUAACACACCAGACAGCAAAGACCCCAAUCAAAGUUCCGUGUUCACAGAUGUGUUCCAAAAUUCAUCAGUGGUUGAUAACAUUAAUUUUCAUUUUUAGACAAUGGAUUUGACUUCAUACAACAUGAGAAGGGAAAUAUGAUAGCAUACAUAGAGGAGGGUGAUGACUUAAUAAAUUUCUAAUAUACCUGCCAUUAAUAACAAUCAUUAAGUCGCCACUUCCACACGUGGUUCAAAAGUAAUAGAUCAAAUUCUGCCCUCGUAAAGUUGCCAUAGUGUGUCCAGAUAACUCCACAACCAUUCACUUCACAUCCCAUAAACUCCGCUACGGAUUCCAAAUGACAAUAAAAAUAGAACAUACUCUUCUGAUAAAGUUAAUUUCCAUCUGCUUGACAAAAUUCAAUGUAUUCAAAUCCAGAGCAACUAUUUAGGCUUCAAUCUCCAACAAACAUUUAUUGAUGUUAUAAGCUUUAUACACUAAAAGUUCAAGCUUGUUAGAUAAACUGAAUGCAGUUUGAGGCAUUUACAUUAGCAAACAGUGGAAAGUUAAGGAUGGAACAACAACAAUACCUAAAUGAUAGGUUGUUACCCAUUACUUAAAGGAGAUAUUGAGUGGCAGGUAGUAUUUCUGGCAUUCUUUUUCACUGCGCCUGUUUGUGACUCAACUCUUCCUCUAUGUGAUGAGCAGAAAUCUGUUAAUACCAUUAACGUAAAGUUGUGAGAACCAAUAAAAGUCCUCAAAGGGGUCACAUAUUCUCCCCACAAGCAGCUGUUACAUCAAAAGAGAAAAACACGCUUCCGGUAGUCACAUAAGGUACAGACUGACAUUUCAAAACAUAAUAAAAACUUGAGACAAAUGCAUGAAACAUACAUUAGGUCAGCUGUUAUGAAAAAUGGGUGUCACAAACAAGUUUCUGGCACUACAGUUUUGAAACCACUAAUGCAGACCUUGUUUUUUUCCUGAAUAUUGUCAAUAAAUGUGGGACACAUUGAACACAAACUUUUCAAAAAUCUGAGCUUUGACACAUUUCCUGCAUUGUACUGUGUCUGUCACAAGUUUUACUCAUUACAUUGCCCCACCCCCCCCCCCCUCACCCUGAACUUGUCAACUCUUCUCCCGUUGAACUCUAUGCAGGCACUUCGAUGGGGAUGUUACGAGGUUUCCCUCAGCCGCUCAUGUCCUCUUCUUAGAAGUAUUUCACCCAAGUCCUAACGCUGCACACAUUUCCGUAUGCUCUCUGGUGUCUGGGAUGAAUUUCAGCAGCAGAUUUUUUCCUCUUUAAUAAGGAAUUCAAUGCCAUCAUGCUAUCAAAAGAAAAUGUCAAUGCUGGCCAGUUUGUAAAUCUAUCCUGCUGUUACAUGACAGGCAUUAAUGAUGUCAGAAUAUGUCAACACAGAAUCUUAAGUCUGAAGAUUACAAUACUGCAGUUGUCUUUGCUACAUUUUUGGAAUGACAGUUGUAACAAAUGGUUGCUCAUGCCUUUCAGUACGACCCUAGUAUAUAAUGUAAAUCUGUACACAGCAAAGAAAUUAGAAGUGUAGCAAUAUGAGUCAUCUUUAUUGGUGAGUACAGACUUGAAAGCAGAAGAUUGUACAUUGUGAUAAUUGUGAAGCAAGCUGUCCCAAACGUCUUCCAAGCAUUUUCCCCGUGGACCAGAAUUCAAGCACUCAGUUCUGAGAUGUACCUUAGAAAGUAAGAGCUGUCGGUACGUACCAACUUCUCCGUUUGCUUGAGACUCACUCAUUGCAAUAUUUUGAGCUCUUAAAAUGCCGAAGCAAAUGGAGCUGUUUGUCCAUCAUUCCUUAUUCAUAGAUUGCUAUAACUUGUUAGAUAUCACACCACUGAAACAGUAAUGUUGUAUUAAUUAUCCUUGUUUUGGGUGAAAACUGUAUACUCAUAUAAUUGCACUUGGUAGUGAAAAUGUCGUGUUAAUAGACUUUUGUGAUUGUCGGUCUGUGACUGUAACUUUCAGGUUAUGGAUAAUUUUACUCGUAGUUCACUGUCUUUAGACACUGUAUUUAAUUCCCCUGUUUAAGUCAACAUUUUUCAGACCUACAACUCCAUUCUCAUCUCCUGUGAAUGAUUUUUAUUAUUUAACUAUGUUAAUAGAACAGAUGUAUUUUAAUACAGCCUUGGACCACAUUUAAGUCAUGUGGUAGUGUCAUAAAUAUGUUAAAUCAUUUGGAUAAUCCUUUAUUUAUUUUUUAAUUUUAUCAUAAAUGCCUUUCUUGUAAAACUCGUAACUGUGUCAUUAAUUUCGUGCUUGCUGAUAAACCGAAGCUCAUGUAAUAGCCAAAAAGGCAAUGCAACCAUUGAAAAUUGAGUUGUAGCUAUGAAACACUUUUGACUUAAACAGAAAUGUGAUGUAUUACUGAUAAAAACAUCUCUGUCCUGCUACUUUUAAAAUGUGUACCAAUGCCCCUGCCACUUUUAAGCUUUCACCACAAUGCCAAUGGGUGGAUUAGCAUGCCAUUUUGUUGUUUCUUCUGCUGAUUUUAUUACAUGUUGUGUGCGCCUAGCAAGAUUUUUAGAGUAUUAUUGAGAAACAGUUUUAAGCAGUACAACUCUCUAUAAAAUAUUUUGUUUAGGAUUAAGUGUGAAUAGGGAGGUGUAAUUCUUUGAUGGAGAAAAACAAAAAGGUAUAAAGGUUCUACACUACUCAGACUUGUACCCCAUACAGUUGGAGAUAAUUUUUGGGGUGUUUGAGAACUGUAAUAAUAAUUAUAAAGGUGUUGAAAGCUUUAUUUAUUUGCCCAAGGCAAUUUAUGUUGAGUGUGCAGCCCACCACUAGAUAAAUGUCGAAUUAUGGGUCUGCACCAGUAUCGACGCAACGCAAAAUGUUGUAAUCCUGUGCCUUCUUUAUCAGUGUCACAUACCUAAGCAAACCUAUAUUUUUGGAUGUGUACAUCAAAUGUUGCACCUUCUUGAGAUGACGAAGUGGUGAGGACGCUAGCCAUCCGUUUGAAGUGUCUGCUGCUGCAAGGAAAUGAGUAAAUUUGUUGUUCUGCAUUGACAUACAGGGUUAGUUUACAUCAAAUGGGUGUAAAAGGAGCGGGCUGACUUGUCAGAUUCUGUGAGGAAUGUAAUCAUCAUUGACGUAUUAAUGGGUCAUUCUAUGUGAACAAUACAAAAGACAAACAUCUUCAACUUAAAUGUUUCUGAUCUCGUUCACAUUUGGUACAACGAAUAAUACUAAUAGGGCAUGAAAAAAUCUGUUGUAUGAUGUAUGGUGGGUUGCAGAGUAUGGAUGUAGAAGUAGAAAGAUAAGAAAAAAACAUGAAGAGGUGUAGCCGUAUUGGGUGCAAGUGAACAUCGGAUACCAGCUGAGAACUCCUCCAUUGGAUAUUAUGUCAUUAGCGGACCAGUCGCCUAGCCAUAAGCGGCAGAUUUCAGACAUAUAACCACUAUUCCUGCUUUGCAUAUCUCCUCAGUUUUUCUUGUGAGGGUGAGCAGGUUCCAUUUAAUGAUUAUAUGAGAAAACUGUGGCAGCCAGGAACUGAACUUAGUUCUUCAUCUACACACAUAUCCUGCUACCCAAUUCACAGUGCAGGAAGGAAGGUAUCAUUGCUUGUGAUUACCCUUCCUGGUCUACUUGCAAAUGGAGUGAGGCAAAACUGAUUGCCUGUAUGCUCCUAUGUGAGCCCUAAUCUCGCUUACGUGGUCCUUAAAUGAGUUGAUGUUGGAGGCAAUAGACAUGUUGCAUUUUAUCACAUUCGCUACUUCUCUAAACUUCUUUAGUGGCAUUUCAUGAAAAUAUUGUCUUCUAUUCUGCAGUGAUUUCCGUCAAAGACUGUAAUUUUUUUUUUAUUAUUCCCAUGUAAAGAGAGUGUUUGAACGUGAAUUCCUUUAUGAAGAUUGUUUAUGUUUUCUCUGAGCCCAAAUUUUCUUCAUGUGUUCACUGUGUUGUUUCUUUCACUCCGCUGUCCAUUUGCAUCCUGGUCUCUUCUGUGUUGUGGUGUCAAAUUUAUGUUUUUUGAUGAUGUUCCUGAAUUCAGUUCUAUUUUCUGCAUCAUUUACUGUUAUGUGUGCUUGUCUGAGGUCCUCUUCAACUUCUUUUAUCCAUUUUGUUUUUACCUUGCCUGAGUUGAUGACUUUAAGAAUUCGGUUUGAAAUUCUGUUUUCAUUCAACCUGUGGAUAUGUCUGUAGAACUGCAUUCUUCUUUUCCUUAUUGUAUCUGUAAUCCUGUCUGUGUAUUUAUAUAAUUCUGAUUUUUCUCUUCUUCCAGAUUCCUUGCUCUUGUAUUGGGCCAAAAAUUUUUCCUGAGAAUUUUCCCUUCUUGUUUCUCCACUUCUUUGAUUUUAGUUUGCCCACCUAUUUGUGUUGUUUCAUAUGCAUACAGUGCCUCCAGAAGUACAACAGUGUUGUAGUGCCUCAAUUUUGUGUUAAUGGAUAUGGACUUUUUGUUAUAAUAGUUCCACGUGAGUUUAUAUGCUUUCUGUAAUUUUUAUUUUAUUCUUUACUCAUUGAAUCCCUGAUGGCUGGAUAAUUUCUCCCAGGUACUUAAAAUGUGGUACUUGUACGAUUUUCCCACAGUUUGUCACAAUAGGCAAUUUGUCUUGUGGCACUCCUUCUUUUUACUGGGUUUUCUCAUACGAAAUUUGCAGGCCAGUUCUUUGCCCAAUUUCGUGUUACUUCUCUAUGGCGUUAGUGGCUUCUUUUCUUUUAUUUGUGAGGAUUGCAAGGUCAUCUGCAAAACCUAAACACUUCACACUGAAUCUAUUAUAUUUUUUAAUGCCAAUUUGGAUUCCUGUGACUUAUUUUUCCUAUGUCUUGAUAAUUUUUUCAAGAAUGAUAUUAAAGAGUAAUGGUGAAAGUCUGUCAUCCUGUUGCACUCCAGUUUGGAUUUCAAAUGGUUCAGAGAUAUCCCCCAUAAAUUUAACCUUGGAUACUGUGUCAGUUAAUGUUUGCCUAAUGAUUGCUCUUGUCUUUGUCAAUUCUGAAUUCUUCCAGCGUAUUGCAGUGUGCUACUCUGUCUUUUUAAAAUCUACAAAAGUAACUACUGUGUUUCAGAUUCCAAAUCUGUUCUAUGCAUGAUCGUCCCUUGCGAAAACCAGCCUGGUAUUCUCCUAUUUGUGGGUCAGCUUGUUCUUCUAAUCUAUUCAUGAAAACUCUGGAUAAGAUUUUAUAUUUGACAGGUAUGAGUGACAUACCCCUGUAAUUAUUUGGUUCAGUUUUGUCCCCUUUUUUGUGGAGUGGAUGGAUGAGUGCACAUUUCCAUCCAGAAGGGAUCUGCUCUGUUUCCCAAAUGUUUAAUAUGAUUUUGUGAAUUUUUCCUGUUAAUCUUUCAUCAUUUAGUUUCCAUAGUUCUGCAAUAAUUCCAUCUUCUCGUGGGGCUCUAUUGCUUUUCAGUGUCUUGAUAAUUUCUAGUAUUUCGUUGAUGGUUGGUGGUUUAGUGCCGGGAUUUGGUGUAGACAUCUGGUAGUGAAUAUCCUCUGUAGAUCUUUCACACUUGAGGAGUUUGUUGAAAUCUGCGAGGAUUUGGCAAUUAUUCUUCGUGUUAGUUUCUAGUGAACCAUCUGGUUUCUUGAAGCAAAGAUUGGGUGGGCUGGUAUCCUGCAGUAUGUUCUUUAAACGUCUUAUCAAAAUUCCUGGUGUUGCUCUUAAAGUUUUGUUCUAUCUCAUCUAGUCACCAUUUGUCAUAAUUUCUUUUUUCCCUACAAAUUUUUCUGAUGUAUUGUGAGUAUUGAAGUUUUUCCAGGCAAUGGUCCUUUCUUCUGUUACUUGGUCACAUAUUAUGUUCCACCUCCUGUGUUUUCUCCUUCUCAGGGUUUGAUCCAAUUUCAUAACGAAUUUGAGGAUGUCCACAAGUUCUGUCCAGUUGUGGUGUUUGUCUAACUAAUUUCCUGUAAGAUGUUUUCGUUGUUGAGUUUUAUGUAUUCAGGGUCUGGUCUCGGCACUUUGUUUAGUUUUGGCUUUUUUCUAUUGGGUUGUAAUCUGGUCUUUAUUUGUAGAUGAUGGUGGUCUGAUUCAAAAAAUUCUCUUCUCGUUUUCACAUUCAGAAUUUCUGCUGUGUUACUCUUGGAGAUGGUCGCAUGGUCUACCUGGAAUUCAUACAACAUUGCGUUGGGCGACUUCCAAGUAUACAGUCUGUUGUUGGGUUUUUUGAAUUGUGUUGACAUAAUUACGAGGCCGAAAUUUUUGCAAAAGCUUAUCAAUCUUUCCCCAUUCUAGCUAGUUCUCUUGUGAGCUGUAUGGAUUCCGAUGAUUUUCCUGUAAUUUUUCUCUUUGCCUAAUUGUAUGUUAAAGUCGCCUAACAAGAUUAUUGCAUGGUGUUGGGCAGUUUUGUUUGUCGUCUCUUCAAGGUCAUUCCAGAAGUCGUCCACUUUCUGGAGGUUCUUCUCAUUAUAGUAAUUUGUGCCUGCCUGUGCAUUGAUGGCGGCUUUGUUGGCCGAUUUGAUGGAGAGACAUUCUUAGGCAGACUGGAAGUCAAUGACAGAGUCGCUGAUAGAUUUGUGGACUACAAAUGCUGUACCAAACUUUCUGAGUCCUUUCUCAUUAGUUUUAACUGCUGGUUUUCCUUUGUAGAUCAUGUAGUCGUCUGAGUCAAAUUGAUUUUCGUUCGUAAAUCAUGCUUCCUGGAUUGCAAGGAUUUGGAUCUGGAACUUUUGCAGCACGUUUCUUGAUCUUGCCCAGUCUGAAGGGAGUAUUAGUAUUAAGUGACCGAUGAAGUGUCUUUGUUUUGUGUGUAAUAAUUUGGACGUUGUCUGGUUCUCAGCCUUAGGCGUAACAUGAUGCUCCUGGUCCCCUGGAAUCCGAUGACCAGGUAAAGCCAGCCUUGCGACUGGUGUCCGGGGUAGUGGAUUCAUUCCUUGUGUUAUCAUCAUGUUUGGUUUUCAAGUUGAAAACUAACUUGGUGGUGGUCCUUCCGAGGAAAGAUCAUGAGGAAUACAACUUGAUUGUUGAGAUCAAGAAGGUUGCUGCAGCUGCACCAUCUAGGCGAACAGAUGCUGACCCCUAACCACUGGAUACCAGGCAGACGUUAGUGGAUUUCGGUUGAUACUUUUGGUCCGCCCUGGUUAUUUUAUUUCCCCGGUACCCUCCAUAUCUGGAGAGCAUUCCCCUAUCCGCGACGUGGGGAGGUGCCCGAUGGGAGACUAUCAACUCCACACGGGAUUAUUAUUAUUAUUAUUAUUAUUAUUAUUAUUAUUAUUAUUAUUAGUCGCAAAACUUCCAGUGUGGAAUAUGCUAAGUAAAGAUGGUUCAUUUUCCGUUCUUCUGGUUCUUUUUAUUUGUUCACCAGUUUUUCAUUGUUUGCAGGAGUUUAGCUCUUCUUUCUUCACUCUAUUUUGUUCUGGUUCUUCAGGCUUUUGUCUGGUUUAACCUCUCAUUUUUCCACUUUCAUUCCAAAAUUGUUCCUUACAUCUAUUUAUUCUAUAGUGAUUUUGGCUAUUUCCAAGUCGUUUUUUAACUUUUUGGAUCCUUUCUUGACCAUUAGCAAGGGAAACCUCAUUAUAUGGCCAUAGAAUCUGAGACGUCUUUUCCUCGUGUCUGUCUCUAUAUUAGAAUAUUCUUCAAUCUUGGAUGUUUUCUGUAGUCAAUAUCCAUUCUAUGUCCAUCUUGUCCCAAAAUUUUCCUAGUUAUUUUUCUUUCUUCUUUCUUUAGGUUUUCUAUAUCAGUUUUCUUGUUUAGUGCCAAGGUUUCACUGGCAUGUAACAUUGAUGGUUUAAUUACUGUUUUGUAAUGUAUAAUUUGGCAUUUAAAGAUAAACAUUUUUUGUUAUAGUGGUUUUGAACUAAUCCUAAACAUUUACUAGCUUUUUGUAUUCUCUCUUGUUGUGCAUAAUUUUCAGAGGUAAUUUCUCCUAUAUAUUUGAAGUGUGAUACUGUUAAUUUCUCCCUAUUUGGUUUGUAAUUUGAAAAUUUCUGAAUUUGUUGUUGUAAACACCGUCUUUUCAAAUGAUAUUUGCAGGCUGACUUUCUCUGGACAUUCUUUUAGAGUUUCUAUCUGUUUUAUAGCCAUCUCACAAGAAUCUGCCAUUAUUGUGAGAUCUUCUGCAAAGGCUAAGUAGGGAAUUCAUAGGUUAUUUUAUUUUUUCCCCCUAAUGAAAUUGGUUUCCAGUAAUUUUCUUCAAGUUUCUUUUCCCAUUCUUCCACGACUCUAUCUAGAACUGCAUUGAACAACAGUGGCGAUUAACCCAUCACCUUGUCUAACCACAGUUUUUAUCUAAAAUGGUUUUGAAAGUUUUUCCAUAAAUUUCACGUUGGAUGUUGUAUUUUUUAAUGUCUGCUGAAUGAUUUCUGUAUUUUCCGAUCUAAUGCUUGUAUUUCUUAUAUUAUUGUUAUUAUUAUUAUUAUUAUUAUUCCUCUGGUGUCCUCUAAAAUCGUAUAAAGUCUUGUUACAUAUGGCAGUUGACUUUGAUUUCUCUCUAGUCCAGAUUUGCUUCAGUUUUCAUGAGUGGGCUCACUUAUGUUCUCCAUCCAAGGAGCACAGUGUCUUCUCUUUGGUUUCUCUGUCUCAGUGUAGCACGUUCUUCACUAUCUUCAUGCGGUAGAUAUCCCUGUCAGAGGUAUCAUUGGAUUUGCUUUGUAGGAGUGUGGAGGACUUUUUUGGUACUUCUGAACCAGGGGAUUGUGCUUCUGGGUUUUGAAUAAUAAAAUUCGGAGAUCUUCUUGGUCAAACUGUUCCCAUUCAUUUGUUUGAAGCAGCAAUAAAUUUGUACACAUCUUUUGCAGAUUGUGUCUGCAAUUUUUCAAUUUUUGCCAUAGACAUUCUUGUUGCAUCUGUUUUGGUGUAUGCCAUUCAUGUAAUUGGAUCCCAUGAUUGUCCUAACAAUUCUACACUCUUUUUCUCUUCAGUUCUUCAAGGAGGCCAUUAUUUGCAUUUGGGGAUAGGGUUUCAGCUGUAUAGAUAAAUACUGAUUACAGAACUGUUUCAUCAAGAUGUAUCUUAGCAUUUUAUGAAAGGCAUUUUUUGUUGUAGAUUGUGUGCAAUGUUUGAUAGGAUAUUUCAAGUUUACUUAUUCCUUCAUUAAGUGCUUCCUUGUCCAGUCUGUUUUUCAAUAUGGUCUUACCUAUGCACUUAAAUUUUCCUUUCUGGUGCUUUCUCCAUAUUUCGUCUAGUGUUUGAAGGGGAUGUCUGCAGAUCAUUUCGUUUGGUGGUUUCCUUUAACAGUUCAAUUUGAAACCUAGUAGGUUCUAUGUCACUGGUAUAAUGCCUGUAUCAUUGGCAAAAUCUAGACUGUCUACUAUGAUCCCCUUGCAUUUAGUUCCCAUUCUCAUCAGGCUACAGUCGGUUCUGUUGAUCUUGUUCACCAGUCACUAAGGAUUUUUCAGGAACACUGUUGAAAAGCACCAGAGACAACCCAUAACAUAGUAUGACUUCUGUUUUGAUCUGUGAGGGAGCCUAGGAACUUUAUUGUGGACUUUUUGUGUGUCAGGGUGACCCUAGUUAAUGCCAGAAGUUUUAAGAUCAACCCUGAAUUCAGCAAGGAAGUUUAACAGAACUUGGUGUUGAUGUUUUUGUUGUUAGAUAUUUCAUACUCGGGUCGCACAAAUGGUAUCAUCACCAUUUUUUACUUAUUAUCAAGUCACCAUCAGAUGAUCUUUUUAAACAGAUAAAAAAAGGGAGGAUGUAAGAUUAGUAAUUUAAUUUCCCUCUUCUUUCAUAGCUUCCAUUUUCUUUCUUUCUAAACUAAUCACUUGAUUUGACACUGUAUUUCAGUAAGGCAGCAUGGCUAGUCUGUGUACUCUUGUAUCUACCAUCGACCAGUGGAAGAUGUAACAGCACACUUCUGAGUUGCUUCCAUGUCUUCCUUUGAUCCUACACAGUGAGAAUCCCAACUCUGGAAUAGUACUCAAGAAUGGAUAACACGAUUAUUCUGCAUGCAGUCUCCUUUACAGCUGCAUUAUGUUUUCCCGCAACUCUCCAAUAAUAUCAAGACAUUUAGCUGAUGUGACUGGUCCAGCUGACAUAGUUUAAUACUGUACUUAAAAAUUGCAGAGUGUUUCUUCUACUCAUUCAGUUAACUUACAUUUGCUGUAAACUGAAAUGGUGAAAGCACAUUUAGAGUGCCGGCAACUUUUGGAUUCUGUGCCAAGGCUUGUAACAACUUGCACGAAAAACGAAGGGAACUGAGUAUGACUAAUUGUGAGACAGCUGUCAACAGCCAGUCAGAAUGCUCUUUCAUAAUUUAAUAUGGCUCAUAAAUAAAGGUAGGUAUUUUGUUGUGUUAGAUUAGAAUUUAACCACAUCAUUAGAAUUUUCAAAAAGAGUGGAAAUAAGGCAUACAAGUAGAUUUUCAGUGACGAAUGUAUAUCUUAGGAAACACUGCACAUCAGUCUAUUGUAGCAAUCAUAUUUUAAUGUUGAGGUUCACUGGCUUCGCCAACUUGCAAACAGAUUAUCGCAUUCCAACCUAACCUGGGUCUUGGGCCAUGCUACAAGUCAAUCUCUCAGAAUAUCUAGUCACCAAAGAAAUUCAGAAGUCAACAAGCAGCUUAUAAAUUCAAAAUAAACAGAUCAGAGAAAGUUAUUCUGGCACUUGGAAUUUCAAAAACAAAUGUAAUCAAUUCAUAUCUUUUGCUGAAAGAAAUAAUUAGAUUUGGUGAUUCUCAUUGGAUACCAUAUACAAUAUGGUAAUGUCAAUGAAUUGCCAAUAUCAGCAUGCAGGGGAAAAGGUGUCAACACUAUUAAGUGUACUUUAGCCAAAUAGUAAUGCAUCCAAGUCAUACUGGAUUCUGAAUGAUGACACUUUCAUCUCUGACAUUCCUUGAUGAUUACUUCAUGUUUGCACUUUUGAUUUGUUGACAUACAUUUCUCUAUAGUCCAUGAAUGAGAGAUGCAGCUGAGCUUGUCCUGUCACAGGAAUUAAUUUGAAACGAUGUGAGGAAAGUAAAGAAAACUGAAGCUGGCACACUAAUUAGACUUUUGAGACAUGAAUACCAGUUACAUGACACACUUUACCUUAGACAGUGUGUUUGGUACCUAUGUGCACAGUCUGACUUCAGACACUUCAAACUCUUUGGCAGCUUCUGAUCCAGUCGGCUUGUUUUUACCUGCCACAUGCCAUCCUCAAUAUUUCAGUAAUGAGAGAAAAAUCCCCGAUGUCGAGCUUAAUCCACCUCCCACACACAUUGCACACGUUACAUCCUGCCAUUACUCCUGAACUGGUUUCCUUAGCCACCACAAUCUGUUGCUUCUACAUUUCAUGUUUUCAUUAAAGCAAUUUUCAGACAAAUUGUGUAUAAAAAAGAGAAUUGUUCACAAACAAAACAUUCCGUGCCAAAUGUGUCCAUAAUAUUUUGAAGCAAUGUCUAGUUUCAUAUAAUAUGCUUCUUGUUAAACAGUUUCUCUUUUAUAUUUGUCCAUAAAGUGCCAAAGAAACUUUUAUGUCAAAGAUUGAUGUAGCUAAUUAUUGUACUUCGCAAUGACUGCUAUAUUGUGUAGCUAGUUAUAGCAGCUUUUUUGUUUGUAACUAUUCAUUGGAAACAUUUAUGAUAAAAAUAGUAUUAGAGAGUAAAAAAUGUUAUCAAGGAGAUUGCAAAUGUGCAAAUUAUGAUUAUCUACAGAAUAAUGUAUUCUUAUUUUUUGAGUAGUUCUAUUUAUCUGUUUGUUUUGGUUUUAAGAGACAGGAAUUCUAGCAUUUGUGUGUUAUAUCUCCUUUCUAGAAAAUGUCGUGUAGACUAGUAGUAUGAUAAAGUAUUGAAAAUAACAUGUGUUGAAUAUUUGUUUAAUUUUGAGGUAGUUAGAAUAGUUGAUGUAUGCAUAUUCUGUAGCAUGUAUUCACAGGUGCUUUCUGUGUGUCAAAAAUUAGAUCUUUGCUGAUAGAUUGUUAGAGCAGUAGAAUUUGAGAAGAAAUUGCUCUGUGAUUUACAAAUUUAAUGUCGAGCAUCUUAAAAUUUCGUAUUGUAUUUUUACCUCAUUAUUUUGUGUGCAUCACUUUGCAAGCAUUUUUGUACGUGGUUUCCUUUCGACAAUCUGGGAGAACAUUGUAUUGACUUUCCUAUUGGAGGAGUUAUACCUUUUUGAUGUUCUUUUUGCUGGAGUUGUUAAAUAUUUUUAUAACAUCUCUUAAGCUUCUUCCAACUUUGUACUAAGUCUACAAAUUCUGAGUGCAUUGGGGUCUAAUUGUGUAUAUUUUUCAAAUUAUCUCUAGUUUGACAAUGUGGUGAUUUACGUCACUGUGUUGUGCAAUAUUGAACGGAGGAUCUCAAAUGUUAACUUUUUCACCGCUUCGUCAAUUGUAAGGAUUUGCUGGCACCUAUUGUAUAAGCUAGGCCCUCUGUAGCAAAUGACAUAACUGUGUUAUAGCAUAUGUAUAUCUCACAUACAUUUGUGUGUAGAAAUUGGUGUUUAGCUAAUUAUGUAGAUUGUAGUAUGUAUAGUAUACUGUGAAGCAUAUCUAUACACUCGGCGUGUCCGCCCGGUGCGAUGGUUGUGACAAUUUCUUUUUCUGCAGAUAUGUUCUCUGUUAAGCCCUAGGGCAUUUUUUUUUUAAAUGGUGCCCUUGGGGCACAGUUGUUGAAGAAGUUUGCAAAAUCUAUAUAUCAAUGUUCAUGCUUGCUUGUGGUUGUGUAUUUGCCAGCACUGGCAUUCUUAGCUAUUUUAAUCAAUGGUUGUUAAUGGUUGUUUCAAAGGAGAGAGAAACUAAAAGAUUCACUGCUGAAGGAACAAAUUGAGUAGACACAGCACUGCAGUUCCUGUGUGCAAAUAGGGGAGUGUUGGUUGCUGUGAAAGAUGUCUGGUUUUUCCUUGUAAUGUAAUGGAAGUCAAAAUUGGAACUGAAUUGACAAAAGAAAGACUGAGCAGGCAGUAAAUAUCUCAGUUUUGGUUCAUACCCCCAUUUUUCACUAGCUGUGGGCCACACUGUUUCAACCAUGUCUUUCUUUGAGCUUUGACUAAAACGCAGUAUGUAUUCUGUGAGCCUGCUUUUUUUUUUUUUUCUUUCCUUCAAUCAGUGUGUUUCCAAUUUUCAACUUUGGCUUUUCUUGGAAAUGCUGGUAUCUCCCAAGUUUCAUGGUGAACAGGUCAUGUCCUCCCCCCCCCCCCCAAUUUUUUGGCGGGUUUUGCCACAUUCUCUCUCUCUCUCUCUCUCUCUCUCUCUCUCUCUCUCUCUCUCUCUCUCUCUCUCUCUCUCCCCCCCCCCUCUUCCCCCUCCCCAACUCCCCAAACCCACAUAACAAUUACCCCCAAUUUUGAUGUGACAUGAUGAUGAU